AUGACCGAGUUGGGAAAAGGGAGUGCAGCUGCGAAGGAGACGCGGGACGCCGCACUUCCUGUGGUUUUAAUCAUCCGGGCGAAGGACUUCCUCGACGCCUGCCGCUAUAUUGGGGCCGGCGUUGCCGCGAGGCGCGCACUGCCUGAGCUGGCGACGAUGCUGCCCGCUGCGCCGCUGCUGCUCCUCCUGGCCGCCAAUGGCACUUCGCAGCUCGACUGCGUGUGCAGCCGCAUCGGCCGCGGUCCGGAGCGGAUCAGUUACGGCGAAAAAGUGGUGCAGAGGACUUACUGUCAGUAUAUUGACAGUUAUCCUCUGUACGAAACGUGCGAGACUUUGGAGCCAGCGUCCACUGCGGUGCCGGCUGUGGCACGCCUGAUACCGCGCAGCUGGAGCCGUGGACAGCCGCCACCUGCAGAGGGUGACCCACCACCUGCUGACAGGGAGGGGAAGGGGGAGGGGUGCGACGGCGCCCUGGCGGCGGUUCGCCGCCUCAGGAACACCACGGCCAGCGAACUCACCAGGUUUCUCGAGAGCCGCAUCGCUGCCGACUGCAUUCGCGCCUGCUCUCUUCAGGGGUUGAACCACACGGCAUGGAACGUGGACACGCUCACGACGGAUCAUCUUAGGCGUACAGUCCUCUCCCAGUUGCUGCAUGCUGUUCGGCGCAUCACAAAGGUCAUGAUCAUCAGUGACGUCUUAACUCGGAGACUUCCAUGGAAAUUAAGGGACGCUAACAAAACUGAGUUGCUGACCGAGAUGAAGGUUUACCAAGAACACGCCUCCAACUACUGGCGAGAGAAGGCGCAGCUGUUCUCACUUGGUGUGAAGCACAUCUCUCAACUCUUCGUUCCCCUCGCAUUCGAACACCUGGAUACACACCCGAAUGACCAACGACUCCACGAAUGGAUUGAGAACAUGGGACGGCUGGCAGACAUGCUGCACACGAGACUGAGGGGCUGGGUACAGGACGUGCAGUCCAUCAGCGAGCAGAUAACGAACUACAAGGUGGAAGAAGACCAGAAGAGCCCUGGGAGGUACAUAGUCAGGAAACCACUGCUAAAUCAUGAGCUGCUGUUCCACCAUGAAUUUUACCUCUCAUUUCUCGACGACUUUAGUGCACAGUGUGAGGAGCAACAGCCAAAAGCAUCACAGAUGUUUGGUCUAGCUGACGCAGUUUACUCCUUCUAUCGGGAGCACUGGUUCAAGCAAGGAGUGUACUACAGCUGGCGUAUUCCAGCUCAUAUCAGCAUUGUAGAUGAGGAGUGGCGGCUGGAGGACAAAAGCAGCGCCACGCUCUCAGUGGAGACUGGCUGCAUGCAGCUGUUGGCGGACGCCCUGGACCACCCCAGCUGUCCACUGGAAGACCUGCCACCGGAAACCAUCCAGCAGCGCGAGCGGUGCCGCGAGCAGCUGUGGGACGACGUGGUGCAGAGGUCGCCCCACAUACCCGUCACCAGCUACUUGGCCUACACGCAGAGGGCGAACGUCAACCUCUGCCUCUUAGCCUGGAUGGCUGUCAACUCACUGGGCAUUUGCCAGGACGUCCCAUUCAGUGUGGUACAGUCUGUCCAUGAUGCUCGCUGCUAUUUCGACAGCCCUGACAAUCAGUCCUGCCUGCAGUCGAACGCCACAGACGCCAUCUGCUCUGUCUCCAGAGCUAUUCUGCUGCUGAAGUGUCGCGAUUUUUCUUCCUCUACGCCGCCAGAGUUGUGUGUCGUCAGAUUUUACACAAAUGGAUCGUACACGACGACGGCCAAUGCAACGUGGGGUGACACGAACCACAAAUGGUACGGAAAACCAACGGAGAGAACGCUGCGUUACAAAGACACUUUAAACAGUGCCACUUUGAAAUACAAAGAUUUUAAAAUUGACGACUUAAAACCUCUAGAAAUGUCAUUUAUAGGACUGAACAUCAUUUUCCGCAUUUUGACUGCUGGAGUGUAUGUGUACCUUCCCCAGUUACGUAAUUUGCCCGGUAUGAUAUUCUUGUCCUUUCAGAUUACGGGUAUAGUCCAGAUCCUGUGUUCUGAGAUCGUGUAUCGUGUGGCAGGUGUCCCCGACUUAUCUACGAUGGUACUAAUCGAUAGCGCCCUCACACUUCUCAGCUGUAUCUGGCUAAACUCGUUCUGCUACCAAAUGUACGCAUGCAUUCGCCAUCUCAGGUUACCUAACGACCUGCUACCUGAUGAAGCGAGAAAAGUAUUCUGUCGUCAGGUGCUGUGUGUGCUAAUAACCUGGACUAUAGUGUGCACAGCAAGUAUAGUUAUGGAAAGUACCAGCAAAUAUUUUCUUUUACACAGCCGGAUAGUAUACCUCACGGGGAUUUCAUUGUCGAUAAUUUUCAAUUUGGUUUGUCUCGGACUGAUUGGAUGCAUGCACCUGCGUACCAAAAAAUCCAUGCGUAAACUCAGUAUUUCCAGUAACACAAAACUCGGCUCGAAGAAACAACUCGUUUACCUGUCAGUUAAGACCGUUUUCUUAAGUGGGAUUGGUAUAAUCAUUAGAAUUGCUUUCCACCAGGUACAAGACAUAGCACAGAUUGUGUACUACGUGCAUAUUGCCACAAUGAUGCAAGGACCACUGCUGUUUGUGUUUUUCAUUUGUAACGAAACAGCGCUCCCUGUUCUCAAGUACAGAAUACUAGCAUGUUGGAAUCCAGAAAUCGUCAGUUUAGGGCAGGAGUUGUGUUCUUCAGCUGAGAGAAAUCUGGCAAAAAGGAGGAAUGAACGGCCUCUGGCUGCAGAAGCAUCGUUGUAAUUGCCGUGAGAGCUCUCCUCGAAGGACUGUCUUCAUUGUAGAGCGUAUAAAGGUAGAAUCUAGCCAAUACGGCAACAUUAACUGUGACCAAUAUGGUACAACCAGUGCCUCAGAUUUCUAAUUUGUUCUUUAUAUAAUUCAUUUAAUCCUUAUUUGUACAUGCCAGAGUUUCUAUGCGUAUUUUAAUGCACUGUGAUUAAGUAUUUACUGACUGAAAUUGAUUCUGUAUUAAAUUAAGAGGAAAAUUCUUGCUCUGCUUCUUCUAACCAGUUAUAUGGCGAAAC
Messenger RNA from Schistocerca serialis cubense, 3041 nucleotides. RefSeq lists its product as uncharacterized. The record is from RefSeq and is a predicted model, not a curated record. The coding region runs from base 1 to 2757 and encodes 918 amino acids. Lineage: Eukaryota; Metazoa; Arthropoda; Insecta; Orthoptera; Acrididae. The transcript is spliced from 8 exons.